Penicillium angulare is the source of this 2883-nucleotide messenger RNA. Its product is annotated as non-ribosomal peptide synthetase. The transcript has 3 exons. The record is from RefSeq and is a predicted model, not a curated record. The coding region runs from base 1 to 2883 and encodes 960 amino acids. Gene Ontology annotation, molecular function: phosphopantetheine binding; CoA-ligase activity. Gene Ontology annotation, biological process: biosynthetic process; secondary metabolic process. NCBI's taxonomy places the organism in Eukaryota, Fungi, Ascomycota, Eurotiomycetes, Eurotiales, Aspergillaceae.
AUGGCCCCUUCGGUCCUUGCUUCAGGGGUCGAAUUACCCACUACCAACAUCAGCAUCAAGUCUACAACGGGUAUCGCCACGACACAGAAGAAGCCAGAGACCGCACUCCGUAACUUGUCACAACUUCUCAUCUGGGCAUCAACGACCAAUGGAAGCCUAUCUUUCUACUCUACAGAGGGACCUAGUUCUACCCCGAUCUCUCUUUCGUACGCCGACCUCUUUGUAGAAGCGGACAAGAAGGCUAGCAUAAUCCGCCGUAUCGAAGGACUGACGCCGCAAUCAAUCCUUCUCUUACACUUUGACACCCAAUAUGAAAACAUCAUCUGGUUUUGGGGUGCUACCCUUGCGGGAUAUCUGCCCGCUAUUUCCACACCAUUUGCAGAGGACACAAAUCGGCGCAGAACGCACUUGCUCCACCUUCAUACAUUACUCGAGCAACCCGUUGUACUCACGGCCAAGCGACUAAUCCCAGAAUUCCUCGGGCUAGAUGAGCUCAACCUGCACGAUGUUGAGUCUCUAUCUGCACCCACCGAGGAAGACGUUUCUAUUGAUUUCACGGGUCUCGAAAAGAAGGCUAAAGACCUGGCUGUUCUUAUGUUGACCUCGGGAAGUACUGGAAAUGCCAAGGCAGUGUCAUUGCGGCAGGGUCAAAUGCUCAAAUCUAUCCGUGGUAAGAGUAUACACCAUGGCACAGAGCCCGGCGACGUCUUUCUCAAUUGGGUCGGCCUGGAUCAUGUUGCUAGCUUGACAGAGACUCAUUUGCAUGCAAUGAGUCUCGGUAGCAAUCAGGUACAUGUGUCAGCACCAGAGGUCCUUCGAGACCCUCUGCAAUUCCUUCGCUUGAUUGACAUUCACAAAGUGGUCUACACCUUUGCACCUAAUUUCUUCCUGACCAAGGUAUACGACAGCUUGAAGGCAAAUCCAGAUUUCAAAGCCGACCUUUCGAGCCUCAAGGCUCUUAUCUCAGGAGGCGAGUCUAAUGUUGUUGUCACUUGUGAUGCGCUCACUCAAGAGCUCCGACGACUCGGUGUCCAGGGAGAAGUGAUUCGCCCAGGCUUUGGAAUGACUGAGACUUGUGCGGGAUCUAUCUACUCUCGGGCUUGCCCUUCAUACGACCUUGCGCUCGCUCAUGAGUUUGCCAGUCUUGGAUCCUGUGUUCCGGGUAUUAACAUGCGUGUCAUGAGCGUCACGGAGGCCGGGACUCCCGCAGCCACUGGUGAAUCUGGAGAGUUGCAAGUCUCGGGGCCUAUUUUGUUUGAGCAGUACUAUAAUAACCCGAAGGCAACGAUGGAAGCGUUUACUUCGGAUGGCUGGUUCAUCACAGGAGACUUGGCUAAGAUCGACGACGCCGGUAAUCUUGAUUUGGUUGGCCGAAUCAAAGACACCAUUAUUAUCAAUGGCGUUAAAUGGAGCGCAACCGAGUUGGAAACCGCCCUCGAAGAAGAAGGUAUUGCUGGCCUGGUUCCCUCCUACACAGUAGCCUUCCCAACCCGCGCUACUGGCUCACCUACCGAGGACAUUGCAAUUGUCUACUCGCCGACCUAUUCUCAUGAGGACAGCCAGGCCCGUUUUGACACCGCACAAGCUAUUUCGAAGACGGUGUCUCUAACCACCGGUCGGAAACCCACACACGUCAUUCCUCUGCCUCAGUCUAUGUUAGAGAAGUCUUCCCUCGGUAAGAUUUCACACACCAAGGUGCGCAAUGCACUAGAGAGCGGCGAAUACGCAUCAAUUGAGCAUGAAGAUCAAGCUCUUCGCAUGAGCUGUCGCCAAUCCAGCUGGCGAAUUGCCGAGUCUGAGACAGAAAAGAUUGUCCAGAAGACUGUAGCUGAGUUGCUCGAAAUCUCCGCCGAUGAGAUUAGUAUGGACGAUUCCAUCUUCGACUUGGGGGUCAGCUCUCUUAAUCUCAUUCGCCUAAGGGCCAUGGUUCAAGAGGCGGUUGGCGCCGAGAUGCAACUUCCGAUGUCAAUCAUGUUGACUGAACCAAGCCCGGCUGCUAUAUCGGCUGCCAUUGACUCGCUCAUGUCUAAGCCAAGAGAAUACAAUGGUAUUGUGCCACUAAACGCUCAUAAAGGUAAAGACGGUGGCAUCCCGUUGUUCUGUAUCCACCCUGGAAGCGGUGAUAUUCUUGUCUUUAUUGCUCUCGCAGCACACUUUUCAACAAGACCAGUGUACGCAAUUCGCACACGAGGAUAUAACCCUAACGAACGCUUCUUCUACUCCAUUGAAGAAACCGCAAACACAUAUGCCGAGCAGAUUCGCCAGACACAGCCUGAGGGUCCCUAUGCAAUUGCAGGAUACUCUUUAGGGUCUACCCUGGCAUACGAGGUCGGCAAGGUCCUCGAGGCUCAGGGACAAGAAGUCCGAUUCCUUGCCAGUAUCGACUACCCACCACACAUCGCCCACUACGUCCACAAAUUGAACUGGAUUGACGUAUUGCUUCACAUUGCUUUCUUCCUUGAGAUCAUUGACGAGGAAACAAUGAUUGAGGUCACACCUUAUCUGCACACAUUGGACCGCGAAGCCGCACUGGCUCACUUAUUAGAGAUCGGUGAUUCCGAGCGUGCGAAGGCUCUAGCCGUUGACAUGAAGCAUUUGGGACUUGUCAGCGACAUUGCAGAGAACUUUCGUGUCAACGUUCAGACGUACGAACCAAUUGGCAAGGUUCAGAACUUGGAUGUUUUCGUGGCAGAUCCCCCUAGAUACGCAGCCAAGGAUCGACAGGACUGGAGGGAGAACAAGCUCGGUCGCUGGGCUGACUUUUCCGAAACACCGGCUGAGUUCUAUGAUUGCCCUGGCAUUCAUGCUAAAAUGCUUAACCCAGCUCACAUGGCGGACUUCGCUAAGAUUUUCAAGGGCGCGAUGAGACGCCGGGGCGUUUAG